AUGGUUGGAGCAGGAGCAGAGAUAAGGGGUUCAGCCGGAAACCGACAUUGCUCCGUCUCGUGAUCUUGCCUGAGGGCCAGUCAAAGGGGACGGGGAGGGGGGUCAAAGCUCUUGUCUUUGGGGGUAGAAAGGGGCCUGGUCUUGCCUGCUGCCAGCCCGGGGUCUUCAGGACUGGCUUUCCCUCUGCCGUGGCAAAGUAGAGGAGGAAGAGUGUUUCUCAUGCCUUUCCUCUAAUGCAUUUCUCUGUCGGCGUGGGUUUGUGAUGCUCACGUAUGGCUCAUCUUUUCCAGGCCUUAGCAGAUGACACGGAAGAUGUGUCACUGGACUUUGGAAACGAAGAGGAGCUGGCGUUAAGCAAAGCAAAAGUCAGGUACCCAUUGGCCACCUUUUUCCAUCUCUUCUUCCGUGUGAGUGCCAUCAUGACCUACCUCUUCUGCGACUGGUUUAGCAAAAGCUUCAUCGCCUGCUUUCUCAUCAUUCUCCUCCUCCUCUCCUUCGACUUCUGGUCCGUGAAGAACGUCACCGGAAGACUGCUGGUCGGUUUGCGAUGGUGGAAUCAGAUUGACGAGGAUGGGAAGAGCCACUGGGUGUUUGAGGCAAAGAAGGGCCCGUCUACUGGAGCUUCCCCCACUGAAGUGGAAGCACGGAUCUUCUGGCUUGGGCUGAUCAUCUGUCCUGUUAUCUGGACCCUUUUCUUUUUUAGCACCUUGUUCUCUUUGAAGCUGAAAUGGCUGGCACUGGCAGUAACGGGCAUCUGUCUCCAAACAGCUAACCUUUACGGCUACAUCCACUGUAAACUAGGGGGAACCACGCAAACCAUCUGCAAAGUCACCACACGCUUUCCAACACAGGAGAUCUUUCAAACGGAACGAUCCGAGGAAUUUCAAAAAAAUGUCCUGAAGCAUCUAGGGACACCAAGCCCUUAAAACAGAGAUGUCUGGGAAGUCCCUGGAGGACGGUUUCUGCACUAAACCGAGACGGGCUGUCCUUCGCUUCAGAAGGGCCAACGCAGCAAAAGCCGCCGCCGCUUCCUCCUCGCUUCACAUCCCACAUGACGCUUUCUGGCAUUAUGGUCUGUUUCUAGGAAACCGUUCUAGCCUUUUCCUCUGCUGGAGCGUUUGGCAUUCUGAUACCGAAGUCCAGGAUCUGAUCCCUAACAGGAAUUUUGGCUUCUCAGGUUGCGAGGAAGGAAUGGAAACCUCUUCCCCUCCCGACAGCUUCAGAGGCAUUCCCCCGUAGCCUGUGCGCCCAACGGCUUUAGAUGCUCACUUGCAAAACGGGGGCCUCCAGCAGGCUUGGCACAAAAAUUCAGCCCGGCUCAGAUUUUGUUACAUGUCAUUUCAGCACUUGUGAGUGGCUUUCUAUGGCUCUCCAGCAGGGACUGUGUGUGCAUGUGCACAUACGCACUUUUUUUUAAUCCCCAGUACACUUGUGGGGGAUGUUGGGGGCGCCAGCCAGUCACCACUCUUGCAAAUCUCCCCCUGGGAAGCAGCAAGGGGCAUGACAGGAGGGCCUCUGCCCCCAGUCUGUGCCUUCUCCCUGCUCUCAGCAAGAACAUUUGGUCUGAGAAGCAGAUGGGGAAAUGAAACAGUGAGCCCUCUCCUUAUAACUAAACAGAAGAUGAGUUAUUUUUAUUUGUAUUCUUAAAAGAACUAACAUGUCACUACACGGUCUCUCUGGAGAACAGAACCCUGUCAGUAUCACCCUUCCAAAACCCCUGAAGAAUAAGAUUAAAACCAAAUCUAUAGAACUGACUUAAAGCAGUCCUAAAAUAGAAAAAAAAGAUGUAUGUGUUUCUCAAUAAAAGCAACCUCAGCCUCUGAA
Molecule: messenger RNA, 1824 nt
Organism: Python bivittatus (Burmese python)
Lineage: Eukaryota; Metazoa; Chordata; Lepidosauria; Squamata; Pythonidae
Source: RefSeq, a predicted model, not a curated record